This is a messenger RNA of Aphanomyces invadans, 1753 nucleotides long. RefSeq lists its product as hypothetical. The transcript is spliced from 9 exons. Gene Ontology annotation, biological process: actin cortical patch localization. The record is from RefSeq and is a predicted model, not a curated record. NCBI's taxonomy places the organism in Eukaryota, Oomycota, Saprolegniomycetes, Saprolegniales, Verrucalvaceae. Bases 50 to 1636 code for a protein of 528 amino acids. Gene Ontology annotation, cellular component: plasma membrane.
UCCAUAUCCACGUUUUCAUCCUGGCACCGCCGACUCGUUCAAGAUCACGAUGAUUGCGUCGGAAGUGUUGUACGCCGAGUUCGACAUCGACAAGGGCAGCACGUUGCGUGCAAGCUUCCCCACCGCGCCGGAUGAACUCGACAAGACGGUGCUCCGCACGCCCGAGUUCUUUGCCGACAUGAUGCUCCCCGAAGGCGUCCAUAACCGCGAGCAAGACUACACUGUGUUCUUCAUCCACAAGGACUCGACGGUCAAGUACUGCUUGAGCGUGGUGAAGACGCUGCACGACGCAACGGUCCGUCGUGGUGCGCGCGUGAAAGCCGUCGCCAUUUGCUCCGACCAUCACUUCUGCAUUGCAUUCAAGGACAUUCUGACCAUCGCGAUCGACAAGUUGUUUGCUCUGGGGUCUAACGAAUCGGCGGCAUCAGCCACUGACGUAUUGCAAUCUCUCUACGACGUCAUCAACGCUGUCGACGUGUCCGGAGUCACAAACCUUCAACAGUCCGAAGUCGAAGUGCGCCUGCUCAAGCGAACCAUGUGCGCCAAGCCACUUGGCGGAGCCGUGCACACCUCGGACGAGUCGCUCGUAUACACGACCCACGCGAGUUGGGGAAACGAGUCGAUCCCUCUCAAAAUCAAGCUCUGCAACACGCAAGAUCAACACGAAGAAGGGUCGCUCAUCGACCUGAUUGCCAAGUUUGGCGACCAAACCAUGCAAAUCUACAACGCGGUCCUCACAGGCAGUCGGAUCAUCAUGCUGGGGUACGGUCUUCCUGCAGGCAAGGUCUGCAACUACGUGCUUUCGACCAGUGCGCUGUUGUGUCCGCCGCUGCUUGGCCUCAUUCACCGCCAGCACCCGUACGCAAACUUGACGGACUUGGCUUUCUUGUCAGUACCUGGGUACAUUGCGGGCGUGACAAACCCAAUGUUCAAAGGUCGAAAGGAGUGGUGGGAUGUGCACUGCGACUUGGCGACAGGCGAGAUCCUGGCGUCGGUGCCCCCGGAGAAGGACGACGCCGAGUCGAUCGACCACGAUUUCAUCGCGGAAGUGAUGGAUGGCAUCGAAGCGGGCUUCAGUGAGUCGUGGGUUCGUUGCAUGUUUGAGGAAUACACGCGUCAGAAUAUCGUGGACAUUGCGAUGGGGGAAGCGAGCUUUGUUGACCAGGACGCCCAAGGCAAGCGAACGGCGCUGAACAACAAGCGUAUCACCAAGUGGGCUCGAACGGAAAACUUUGAGCGAUAUGUGAAAGCCCGAGACCAAGCUCUGCCAACCACGCCCGCUUUCGAUGCCAAGGCCCGCGGCACCGACUUGAAACGCCACUUGCGAACGCUCAUGCACGAAAAAGUGCCGGAUGACGCACAGGUCGAACGCAUUUACGUCGACUUUGUCACGCUGCUUAACACUGAAGACGAGUUCAAGGAACUGCUGAGCUACAUACCUCGGUCCAAAGGAGGCCUCCACGUUGUCGCUCAAGGUCUCUUCCAUCGAUCUAUCUCCGUCAAGUACAACACGAUCGUCCUGCUCAAGCGGUUGGAAUCGUUUGACUCGACCAAGGAAUUCGUCCAUGCACUCAACCCAUUCGUUGCCACGAUGUAUUCCCAGCUACUCACCACUGUAUUCGAGCCCAAGGGCUAGCAAAUGAACCAACUAACACCCUUCUGCUUGACCGUGUUCACUUCCUCCUUCCAUCUCGCACGCUCCAGGUCAGAUCCGGCCAUGCGCUUGCCCGACCUGGUGCAAACAAUGUCCAAU